Acanthochromis polyacanthus (spiny chromis) is the source of this 3986-nucleotide messenger RNA. It is a transcript of the gene amacr, whose product is annotated as alpha-methylacyl-CoA racemase. Gene Ontology annotation, molecular function: alpha-methylacyl-CoA racemase activity. Gene Ontology annotation, cellular component: mitochondrion. The transcript has 6 exons. Gene Ontology annotation, biological process: bile acid metabolic process. The record is from RefSeq and is a predicted model, not a curated record. Lineage: Eukaryota; Metazoa; Chordata; Actinopteri; Pomacentridae. Bases 141 to 1289 code for a protein of 382 amino acids.
UGUGUAUCCGGCAUGUGACCCGCUGCCAAUUCUGUUCCAACAUUUUUAACGGCUAACUUCAGUUGUACUCGGUGCUCCGGUGUACACAAAGCUGCAGCAGAGGUGUAUUGCCCUCGACUUGUGAGUUAAGUCCUUUCAUCAUGGCACUGGCUGGGGUGAGAGUUAUUGAGCUGGCAGGCCUGGCUCCAGCACCGUUCUGCGGCAUGAUCCUGGCAGACUUCGGAGCCAAGGUGAUCCGUGUGGACCGCACCAAGGUCGCGGCGUCUAUGGACACACAAGCCCGGGGGAAAAGAUCUGUGGCCAUCAACCUGAAGACAGCAGAAGGAGUGGCCUUGCUCAGGAAGCUGUGUGUUCAGUCUGACGUGGUCCUUGAGCCCUAUCGUAAAGGUGUGAUGGAGAAGCUGGGUCUCGGUCCACAUGAGCUGCUGAUGGAAAACCCUCGUCUGAUCUACGCUCGAUUGACAGGGUACGGCCAGAGUGGGUCUUAUGCCACCGCAGCUGGGCAUGACAUCAACUACCUGGCCAUGUCAGGUCUUUUAUCCCGGCUGGGACGCAGUGGAGAGAAGCCCUAUGCUCCGCUGAAUCUGUUAGCGGACUUUGCAGGUGGUGGUCUCACCUGUGCUCUGGGAAUAGUUCUAGCAUUGUUGGAGAGGACAAAGUCAGGGAAAGGACAGGUCAUUGAUGCCAGCAUGGUGGAAGGAGCAGCAUAUACAGGCUCAUUUAUAUGGAAAUCUCGUAGUAUUGGUUUGUGGGACCGUUCUAGAGGAGAGAACUUGUUGGACAGCGGCGCACCGUUCUAUGAUACCUACCAGACUUCGGAUGGAAAGUACAUGGCUGUGGGCGCCAUAGAGCCACAGUUCUACAAACAGCUACUUCAGGGGUUAGAGUUGAACGCUGGAGACUUGCCUCCUCAAAUGAGCUUCGAUGAUUGGCCAGAGCUGAGACGGAUUUUCACACAGCGGUUUGCCUCAAAGACCCAGGCGGAUUGGUCGAGGAUUUUUGACGGGACCGACGCCUGCGUUACACCUGUGUUGACUUUCGAGCAGGUGAGCUCACACCCACAUAACCAGGAGAGGGGCUCUUUCGUGAAGGACUCCAGCGGGCAAGAGAGCCCCCGACCGGCCCCGGUUCUGUCUCGGACUCCUGCUGAGCCCGGCCUCGGCUCCAGCCCUGAUCCUGGAGAGCACACAGUGGAGGUCCUGGAGGAGUACGGCUUUGCAUCAUCAGAGAUAGAUAAGAUGGUAGCAGCAGGGGUCGUAGAGUGUAACGCAAUCAAGGCCAAGUUGUAGAGGAAUGCAAAUCAAGGGCCUUUUUGAAAAGCCACACUGGCACCCUCUUUUAAUAUUUGAUGAAGACCGUACAGAAGAUCAUUAAUGAUUAACUGUGUCAGGAACAUACUGGAGAUUAGAAACUGAUUUGCACAAAAGAAAAGAUAAGCCAUUGAAAUCAUGUCUAAUACAUCUGUGUGAGAAUUUAAUUAAAAGGACAAGGAAAGGAAAAAUCCUUUAAUGAGCUUGAAAUUCAAACUGACAAACAUGAAAUCCUUUUCCAUCCCAACCAUUGCAUUCAUUCUCAUCAACCACAAUAACCUGCUGGAGUUAAUACACUGGACUGGACGAGGUGAAAGGUAAUGUUUUGCGCUCCGAGGGUACACGAAUGUAGUUUGCGGUCAAAGCAGCUAAUUUCAAUAUGUGCUCCCACUUUUUUGGUGCCACUGUUGCCCUGUAAGUGCCUCAAAGAAACAGUCUUCAAAAACAUAGCUGCUCCUUGAAUCUCACAGUAUUCAUGAGGGCUAAAUUACUCCACUCAUGGUUGAGCUGAUUUUCACACGUCAAAAGAGAUUUGUGUGUAUGGGUUAAAAGACCAUACCAAGAAAUGUAAAGUAAAUAGCAGUUUACUCAAUAAAGUAAACUGAGUUGCAGAGUUUGCCACUGAAAUCCAAUAGAGCUGACCAUUGCUGCAGUUUUAUCGUCAAGCGUGAAACAAUUCAGACACCUUCAAACAAAAUAAAAUUAGGACUGUUACAACCGAGAGAUGUGCUGACGGGAGGCUGUUCAAUCCUUACUUUGUAAAAUCUCAGUCAGCACCAACAGGCCUGCUUUUUGUUUCAGCCAAAACCUAAAUGAAGUUAAAUGGGUGAAUCAUUUUUCAUUGGCAUAUCUAUGAAUCCCAUUUAUAUCCCUCAUCAAAUCAAAACAAAAUCAAACAAAGCUUUAUUGUCGUCAAAUCAGAUGAGAUAGCGUUUCUCCAGGAUCCAGAUCAGCAGUUCAGUUCUGACUGCUUGUGGAAUAAAGUCUGAUGGUUCUUCCUUUGAUGCUUCAGAAACGUUUGCCUGAUGCCAGCAGUUCAACGAGUUUAUGGAGUCCCUGACAAUGUUCAGAGCCCUGCUCCUGCAUCGGCUCUGGAAAAGUUCUUGAACAGAGGGGAAGGAAACUGAUGACUAUCCUCUGCAGGGCUUUUCUGUCUGACAUACUGCAGCUGGAGUAGCUUGAUGAGAUGCAGUGUGUCAGGACAGUCUGGACCACACCUCUGUAGAAAGUCCUGAGGAUGCUGGUGGGAAGAGAGGCUUGUUUCAGCUUCCUCAGGAAAUGCAGUCUCUGCUGGGUCCAUUUUAACAUCGCUGAGGUGUUCUUAUUCCAGCUCAAGUCCUGACCUGAAUGAGAUCUGCACUCCAAGGAACUAGAUGUUCUCCACUGUGCAGCUGCUGAAGCCAAGGGGAGCAUGCUCAGGUCGUGACCUCCAGCAGACGAUGAUUAUCUCCUUCGUUUUGUCCACGUUGAGCAGCCUGUCUGCACCAGCCCUCUAAUCUGCUUUAUCUGGUCCAGGAAGUGAUAGUUUAAUGAAUCAUACCAUCAGGACUUUUUGUUAAAUCCUGCUUGGAAAUGCUAAAAAAACAUAUAAUGGUAAAUAAUUUCACUUUAUACACGGAUCAUGAAAGGAGUAGUAAAUUGCAUUCAGUGAAGCAUUAAAAGGUCCUGGUGACCCCUGUAGAGCCAUUACACGUUUAGUGGCCUUUCACUGUGAUCAGUCAUUUUAAAUGUCAGUACAGGUAAUUUCACCGCACAGCUGCUCACCCAAUUUUUUUUUUUAUGUCUUUGUGUUAUGACAGUAAAGUAAUGAUUGUAUUUAUAACCUGCAGUGAAAUUUCUAGUUUGAUUUCAGUGUCUGACCGCAGACAUUUGACAGCAGGUAAGCGAGGAGAACUAAAUUGUGAACAUCUCAGCAUUAAAACUCAGUGCAGCACAGAAAGAGGACAGAGCAUGUGGGCAGAAGCACAUGUGACUAGAAUCUCAGUGUGAAGCUUUUAGAUUAAAAUUUGAAUCAUUCAACUUAUGGAAUUGUAUUAGAAAUUUAAAUUUGAUUGAGGUUUGAUUGGAUCUGAACUCCAAUAAACUUGAAACUGAAUGUGAAAUUAAAUGGAAUUCAGUAGAUCUAAAACUGUAUUUGAUCCCCUCUGGAAAUUCAACUCGAGUGCAGAGCCACAGAACUCCUUUUCGCACCAUCGACACCUUUGAACGGGUUCAUUCCGGUCUGUAAAGAUGGACAGCACAUCUCCGCUUCAAAUUAUGUGACUGAAAUCCAGUUUUUUAAUUGCAAUUAUUCAAGACAAGCAAUACAAAAUCAAAUAGCUAUAAAAUCUGCCCAUACUAGCAAGCCUCUCUUUCCUGUCCUCGCUCCACACGACACAAAAAACAAGAAAAAUCACUGUACUUUAUCUAUAUAUAUGUGAAGCCUGUCACUAACAUGUCCGUAAGCAUCACUAAAUAUUCAUUUAUUUAUAAAUACAGACAUUCACAAGUAAAUUUCACACAUCAGAAGUGCAAUCUGCCCAAGCGACACCUGGCACAAGAUACAAAGCAGGGACAUGAAUCCGAAGCGAGGUGUUGCUUUUUCCUACAUAUUCAGCUACAUGUGUGUUUCCAUAUGUUGCAAUUAUAAUAUAUGCUAUACAAGAAUAAAUAAAUAUAUGUAUCAUGGGAACAAAA